Messenger RNA from Musa acuminata subsp. malaccensis (wild Malaysian banana), 2530 nucleotides. Its product is annotated as AP2-like ethylene-responsive transcription factor ANT. Gene Ontology annotation, molecular function: DNA-binding transcription factor activity; DNA binding. The record is from RefSeq and is a predicted model, not a curated record. Gene Ontology annotation, biological process: regulation of DNA-templated transcription. NCBI's taxonomy places the organism in Eukaryota, Viridiplantae, Streptophyta, Magnoliopsida, Zingiberales, Musaceae.
CUCUCUCUCUCUGUCUCUCCUUCUUGGUAAUGGCCGAGCGAUCCUUGUGUCAUAGUUGAGAGGUUCUCACUUCUCGGCAUUGGAAAUUUCAGAUUGCUUUUUCUUCUUUUAAAACGAUAGAAAGCAAAUGGGUGGGUGUGAUUAGAAUAUGUCCAAUGAUUUAUCGUCCUCUUCCUAGAGCAGCCAGCAGUGCGAGGAGAAGAUGAAAUCCAUGAAUAGCAGCUGGUUGGGGUUCUCUCUCUCCACUCACAUGAACAUGGAGGUGUCUUCGGAGCCACAUCAUCAUCAAAAUCAUGAGAGCCAUCAUCACCAAACUCAACCACCCACGGCUGGUGUUUCCUCUGCAGCCCCAUGCAGCCUCUUUCUAUCUCCUCAGCUGAGCAGCACUGGGAUCUGCUAUGGAGGGGAAGGAGAGAACGGCGGAGGACUGUAUUCUCAGUUGUCGGUCAUGCCACUGAAAUCUGAUGGGUCUCUGUGUAUCAUGGAAGCCCUCAGCAGAUCGCAGCAGCAAGGAAUAGUGGCAUCUCCGCCCCCGAAACUGGAAGAUUUCUUAGGUGGCGGACCAAAUAUGGGGUCCCAUGGCCACUGUGGGAACUAUGACAGGGAAGCAAUGGCGUUGAGCUUGGACAGCAUGUACUACUACCAGAACUCGGAGACUGAAGGCGAUGCAACCCAUUCCCUCGACGCUCUCCAUGGACAGCAGAUGCAAGUGCAACGGCAACAUCAGCACCAACUGUUCUUGCAUCCAUUGCAGGAAGGUAUGUGCUCUGGCCUAGCAGCAAGCCAUGAAAUGUAUCAGGUACCAAUGGAGGUGGGAGCGAUGGUGGAAGAUGGCAUUCCAAGUCUGAAAAAUUGGGUGGCCAGGAACUAUACUGCUUGCAACAUCGGAUUGGGUGAGGAAGGGGGCAUCGGCCCCGGCUCCAUUGAGGCUGUUGGGUUUGGGGAGUUGCGAUCCUUGAGCUUGUCCAUGAGCCCUGGGUCUCAGUCUAGUUGUGUCACAGCUCCUGCACAGAUUUCUUCCACCACCGAGCGCAUGGCCUUCGAUACAACGAAAAAGAUGCGGUCCGGGAAAGAAUGCCAGAAGCAGCCAGUUCACAGGAAGUCCAUUGAUACAUUCGGACAGCGAACAUCUCAGUAUAGAGGUGUUACUAGGCAUAGGUGGACUGGUAGAUAUGAAGCACAUCUUUGGGACAACAGCUGCAAGAAAGAAGGCCAGACGAGAAAAGGGAGGCAAGUCUAUCUAGGGGGGUAUGAUACGGAGGAGAAAGCUGCAAGAGCCUAUGACUUGGCUGCGUUGAAGUACUGGGGACCAUCGACACAUAUUAACUUCCCGUUGGAGAGUUAUCAAGACGAGGUCGAAGAGAUGAAGAACAUGAGCAGGCAGGAGUAUGUUGCCCACUUGAGAAGAAAAAGCAGUGGGUUUUCACGAGGGGCGUCGAUAUACCGAGGGGUAACGAGGCAUCACCAACACGGAAGAUGGCAAGCUCGAAUUGGCAGGGUUGCAGGAAACAAAGAUCUUUAUCUCGGAACCUUCAGUACUCAGGAGGAGGCAGCUGAAGCCUAUGACAUUGCGGCGAUCAAAUUUCGCGGGGUGAAUGCUGUCACUAACUUCGAUAUAACAAGAUACGACGUAGAGAAGAUCAUAGCGAGUAGUACAUUGCUCCCAGGAGAACUCGCCAGGAAGAACAAGGCGAUCGAAGCAGGGAAAGAUGCCUCAUCAGGGAGAAACCCCGGUAGAGAUCCAGCCGAAGAGGACAACGGUGCUGGUGCUGGUGCUGGAUGGAAGAUAGUCCUCUAUCAAUCCACGCAGCAGCACACACCGCCAUCCUCUGAGCCUCGUAAUCAUGAGCCGAUGAUGAUCGGUGGUGAUUACCGGAGCCCCAUGACGUACUCGGCAGCACAUCAUGGCCUGAUGGGAGUAGAAGCAGGGACCUCGGUGCACGGCGUUGAUGAUUCUGAGAAGCUGAGCAAUGCCCAUCUAUCGAACCAAUCGUCGCUGGUGACGAGCUUGGGCAGUUCCAGAGAAGGGAGUCCCGACCGGACUGGUCUCUCCAUGAUGUAUGUCAAUGCCUCGCCCAAGUUCAAUCCGACACCGUUGGUCUCAUCGAUGCCAAACAUGCAGCUGAGGCCAAGUGCUUCCAUAACUCAAAUGCCUGUUUUUGAUGCAUGGAAUGAUGUUUAAGACUGCCAUGACGACAAAGCGCGCGAGUCACAGCAGAGAGAAGAAAGCAAAGUUGUUGUGGUAGUGGCUAAAGUGAGGAGAUUCUCUUUUCUUCUUUCAGAUGUUUGGGAGGGAGAUUGGCGAUUCAUGAUCUAUGUGGGAUCAAUCUCGCCUCACAUGUCGUUGGUUUCUUUUGUGUUCUGUUCUAACUUUGGGGUCAGCUGGGUGGAGGAUUUUGCAGGGAAAAGAGGGGGAGGUUUUCAAGGACAAACAUGUCACUGUGUGAGAUGAUGUUUUGUUACUCUAUUUUUGGUCUUGCCAAGUACAUCAUGAAAAGCAGUUCCCAAUGCAGGUUAAUCUUUUGACCAC